CUCCUGCUCCUCUUUAGUGACCUUGAGGUGUCCUGCAGGGUAUAUAACCUCAUCUCGAAGGGAACGACCUCACACUGUCCUGCCGAGGAUCAGGGUGAUUUCGCCGUCCUUCGAGCGAGAGAAGAGCUGUGGUGGUCUUCGCAAUAAACAGCCAUGAAUAGGAACUUCGUGAGCCUGGCCGUGGCGUCCCUGUUGGCCCUGGGCGCCAUCUCGCCGCCGGAGACCGAGGCCGCAGCCGUCGCCGAGCCCGAGCCUUGUUGUGGUCGCUUCGCCGCCGGUGCGCUCGGCUUCGCUGGGGGCUACCUCAUAGGCCACCACCGCCAUGGAUGUGGAGGAUGUGGCGGAGGAUGCGGAUGGUGCGGAGGUGGAUGGUAUGGGCGCAAGAGGAGGAGUCUCGAUGAGGUGAUGGAUGAGGACACCUUGGAAGAGAUGUACUGGAAGAUCGCGUCGAAGGACAGCGACCAGUGCGGCCUCCGCCUGGUGUGCGAGCUGGCGCAGAAGGACCCGCGGGAGCUGGACGACGACGAGAUCGUGGUCCUGCUGCCCUACAGAGGGCGCGAGGAGAGCGACGAGGCCACCUCCUUCGGCAAAUACGACAAGGCGGUGUGGCACGGGCAGGAGGGCAACCCUUGCCACAAGAUCUACCCUCUGUGCGUCUUCCCCAACGCGGAGAUCAUGCUGCACCUCCGGGCCAACCGCACCCUGGCGUUGGACUAAGCUCUGUGGCCCCGUGGAAGGGCUGGAAAGGUCGCUGGUUGAUGACGCUUUCAUCUGUUCCUUCGGCGAAAUUGCUUUCUGCUCUCUUUCAUUUUGGAUUUGAUCUGAGAGCAUUGUCCUUUAGAAAUGAUUUGUUAUAAUUCUCUUUUUUCCGUCUUCUGUUUUGUUUGAAUAAAUUUCUGCAUUUGAAA
This is a messenger RNA of Penaeus vannamei (Pacific white shrimp), 908 nucleotides long. RefSeq lists its product as uncharacterized. Lineage: Eukaryota; Metazoa; Arthropoda; Malacostraca; Decapoda; Penaeidae. The record is from RefSeq and is a predicted model, not a curated record.